AUGCCAGGAUUCGAGGACAAGGACUUUGCUGCCAACCCAGCACCAGCUUCGCAGCAGCAGUUGGACAGAGUCAAGAGCAGCGAGAUUGCUACCAGCGAGGGCGUUGGCAGCUAUGGCAGAGGUCAGAACGAAAAUUUUGGUGCCAUCGAGGUGCCAGCUUCGAGAUCCAGCAUUGCGGACGCAACACCAUACAUGCACCAACUCUCGCUUUCGCCAUCCCAGCGCGACCGGCGAGCAUCAAGAAACUCUUUCGGUGCAGCUCUGCCUAUUCCACGAUCGAAGCGUCAAUCCCGCCUCUCCUCAGUAACUCACGCUGAUGGCCGACCUCAGCGCCCGGGCAUGCCGCCCAUUCAGCCAACUCGUGAGCUUUUGGCUGGCCAGGUCCAGGACAUGUCCCAGAACAAGGUCAAGGCCGCCAAGGACAUGGCUUUCGUUUUCGACAUCGAUGGUGUGCUUGUCCACGGUGACCGAUUGAUCCCAGAAGGUCAGCGAACACUUGAGAUCCUCAACGGCGAUAACGAGCUCGGAAUCAAAAUCCCCCACAUCUUCCUCACGAACGGUUCGGGAAAGCCAGAACAGGCUCGUGUUGAGCAGCUGUCCAAGAUCCUGCACCAGCCAGUCAGCACAGAACAAUUCAUCCAAUCACACACACCAAUGAGCGCGCUUGCCGAGUACUACAACACUGUUCUCGUCGUCGGCGGAGAGGGUUACCGCUGCAGAGAGGUCGCCGAGCAGUACGGCUUUAAGGACAUCGUUGUGCCCAACGACAUCGUAGCCUGGGACCCAACGAUCGCUCCAUACCGAGUCUUCACUGACGCCGAGCGUGCCACCUCCCGCCCACGAGACUUCUCAAAGAUCAACAUCGACGCCAUCAUGGUCUUCUCCGACUCCCGCGACUACGCAACCGAUAUUCAGAUCAUCAUGGACCUGCUCCAGUCGGAGAACGGAAGAUUGCACACUCGUGCCAAGGACCCCGUCUCGCAGCGAAUCCCAAUCUACUUCUCGCAAGGUGACUUGCUCUGCCCAACCGAGCACCCAUACCCAAGAAUGUCUCAAGGUGCUUUCCGAAUCGGCAUCGAGGCCAUGUACAAGGCGCUCACAGGCGAGGACCUCGAGCGUGUCGUCUACGGCAAGCCAGAACUCGCAACAUACAAGUAUGCCGAUGAGGUGAUUGCCAGUUGGAUGGAGAAGAUCCACAAUGAGGAGAAGUUGCCCAAGAACAUCUACAUGGUUGGCGACAACCCAGCUUCGGACAUCAUUGGAGGUAACAUGUAUGGCUGGAACACCUGCUUAGUCCGCACCGGUGUCUUCCAAGGUGGCGACAACGACGAGAACAACCCCGCCAACUUCGGUGUUUUCGCCAAUGUCCUGGAAGCUGUCAAGACUGCGAUCAAGAAGGAGAUCGGCGAGGACUUUAACUUCCAGUGGGAUGAUGAGAAGGUCAACCCUCUUCUGCAGGGUGACAAGGCCGCUUCGGCUGUUGCGAUUGAGUAG
This is a messenger RNA of Pseudocercospora fijiensis CIRAD86, 1494 nucleotides long. RefSeq lists its product as uncharacterized. The transcript is spliced from 2 exons. Bases 1 to 1494 code for a protein of 497 amino acids. Gene Ontology annotation, biological process: glycerophospholipid biosynthetic process. The record is from RefSeq and is a predicted model, not a curated record. Gene Ontology annotation, cellular component: mitochondrion. Lineage: Eukaryota; Fungi; Ascomycota; Dothideomycetes; Mycosphaerellales; Mycosphaerellaceae.